This is a messenger RNA of Hevea brasiliensis (rubber tree), 1237 nucleotides long. RefSeq lists its product as uncharacterized. The transcript has 4 exons. Gene Ontology annotation, cellular component: mitochondrion. The record is from RefSeq and is a predicted model, not a curated record. The coding region runs from base 241 to 804 and encodes 187 amino acids. Lineage: Eukaryota; Viridiplantae; Streptophyta; Magnoliopsida; Malpighiales; Euphorbiaceae.
AUUUCGUGGUGUGCUUUGGAACCCUUCGUUGGCCGUCGAAGUUCUAGCUACGCUUUAUUCAUCGGCACCCUCAUCUGGCGCUCUUCCUCUUCAAAUCGAUAUUUUCCUCCUUUCUUCUAUUCAUUAAGCACUGUCAUCACCUCUACUGGAGCCAAAUCCGGUUCUGCCUGACCCAACAACCGCUUUUUCUUCCGCAUCUGCAGCACUUUCCGGGAUCGCAGUUCGCAGGCGGCCUAAAAAAUGGGAUUUGGAGCUCUAAGAAGCGUAAGUCGUUCGCUCUCAAGAACCCUAUUAUCCCGUAACUCCACUUCCCCUACAACAUCUCUUUUUCCACCUUCUCCAUCUCCAAAACUCGACUUCUGUUUCGCCCUCCGUCAGUCUCCAUGGUUCCAGAUUUCGAGUCAUUUCAGCGUCUUCUCUGAGUCGAACCAUUUCGAUGGAUUAACUGACUCUCGCUUUCCAAAGCGAAGGCCUCAGGAUAAGCCUCGUCGAAAAAGGGCCAGCUUGAGACCUCCUGGGCCGUAUGCUUGGGUUAAGCAUGUACCAGGCCAACCUAUUCAACCCAGUAAUCCUAAUGAAGGAAGUGUCAAGAGAAGGAAUGAGAAGAAGCGCAUAAAGCAACACAGGGCCUUUAUAAAGUCGGAGGCAAAAAAGCGGAAAGCUCAGUUACAGGAGGCUAAAAGGAAGAAAAUUAUCAAGAGAGUAGAGCGUAAGAUGGCUGCAGUGGCAAGGGAGAGAGCGUGGGCCCAAAGACUGGCAGAGCUGCAGCAGCUCAAGGAAGAGAAGAAAAAAUCAAUGGCGUAGUUAUUUUUUUUUACUAGAUCUCUCUUUUCCCAUUUUUAGUUGAAUGCUAAACCUUGCUUUUGUACGUUUCUCGUAUGUUGUUCUUUCUUGACUGUUGAUUGGGUUAACCGGUAGUGAUCUCGAUAGCAUUUGGUCUUGAAGGAAUUUGAUUGUGUUUCGUUGUUCACAAAAGUUUUGAACUGUCGGGAGUGCAGGAUUAGGAAAAGACAUUAUUCAUUGAUGCAGGUGCAGUGGGUGGGUUUUAACUAGUUCCCUUCCCCAUUCACCUCGCCUUCACUCUUUUCCUGAAGACUAGAUAUGUUGCUUGCUGUAUUUUCUGGGGAAAGUGAGAAUUUCUGUUAUGACUUUUAUCAUUCGUGCUAUGCAGAUAGCGCAUCUAAGGAAAAACAAUUAAAUCAUUUAAAUAAUUUUAUUGGAUGUCAUCUUGAUCUGA